This is a messenger RNA of Impatiens glandulifera, 976 nucleotides long. Its product is annotated as cyclin-dependent protein kinase inhibitor SMR15-like. The record is from RefSeq and is a predicted model, not a curated record. Lineage: Eukaryota; Viridiplantae; Streptophyta; Magnoliopsida; Ericales; Balsaminaceae. The coding region runs from base 381 to 698 and encodes 105 amino acids. The transcript has a single exon.
UCUACAUCUAGCAUAUAAGUGUGAAAAAUAAAGAAAAUUUUAGCUAUAAAAAAAAGUGAUGAACAGCAAUAACAGAUCAUAGUAACAUGUGAUCCUAUUUAUAUAUCUUAUUUUCCUUGCUUCCAAUUAGAAUUAGCCAUCCCAUCCCCAUCCCAUCAAUAGCUCACCCUUUUCUCUUCAUAACCUAAAAGUAAAAAAAAAAUGGCAUCUUAUCAAGAAACAAAGCUCCCUUUUCCACCCUCUUUCUCUCCAUAAUUUUCCUGAGAAUAUAUUCCAAUUUCCCUCUAAAACAAAAGGAAUCUCAUUUUCCUCUGUUUUCCACUUUCCAAUAAUCUAUAUCAUCUUAAUCUUCCUACCCAAUUCAUCGAUCCAUAAACAAAAUGGGAUACAAUAACAAUUCCGACGAAACCCAUGUUGAAUUAGGAGGUGUAGAAUCAUGGGUCAUCGCCGGAAUUCCAUUUAAAAGUUCAUUGAAACCGGUGGUUUUUACUUCUCCGGCGACAGAUAACAACAAAGAAGAAGAAUCUCCGACGACACCUACGUCGGAGGCGUCGAGAAUUCCCAGCCAACUUCCGCCGCCGCCGAGGAAACCAAAGACGGCGCCUUUGAAACGGUCAUAUAAUGGCGGUGGUGGUGGUAGGGUAUUCUUUAACCCACCUGACUUGGAGACUGUGUUUAUACGCAGAGUUCAUAUUUGAAAAAAAACCCUAAUCUUGAUUAAUUUGCAGGUUAGUUAAUUUUAAUUAAUUAAGACUAUAUUUAUCUUCUUUUUUUUCUUUUUUAUGUAAUUAGGGUUAAAUGGUUCUUAAUUAAUUAAUUAAUUAAUUAGAUCCAUCCUUCUUUUUAAGUUUGUGGAUGUAGAAUUUAUCAGUACUUGGUAAAUUAAUCAUGAUUUUAGUGUCAGUUUUAUUAUCUCAUUCCUUUAUAGAAAUCUGUUUGGAAUUUGUAAUAAUUCUUGAAUUAUUUAGAAGAUGUU